AACCAAACUCAGACUUCUACUAUUUUCUAAACUAUCGAAUUUUAGCUUCAGUACUACUUGAAACCGCCACACUAUUCUGACAUUGUUAUAAAGUAACCAUGUCGUCACAGAAUAAGAUCAAAGUUGUUUGCGGGACUAUGUCUUUCGGGGCCGCCGAUACUCGGGGGUCACCACAUAUUAAUAGUGUGGAACAAGCCAGCCAAGUACUGGAAGUAUUCCAACGUCAUGGUCAUAAUGAACUGGACUCGGCCCGUUCAUACGGUGAGGGAACAACGGAGGCGCUUCUGGGCGAUCUCAACUGGCAAGACCGCGGACUUAAGAUGGACACGAAGUUAUAUCCAUCAGCAGGACACGCGCUGCAGGGAAAGGAGCGUGGUUACACGCAUUCGCCAGAGGAUGUGCGUCAGGGGCUACUUGACAGCUUGAAAGCCCUCAAGGCAGACAAGAUUGAGAUGUUCUACCUGCACGGACCGGACCGUAAGCACCCAUACGAGGAUACACUCCGCGCUGUCAAUGAGCUCCAUCAAGAAGGUUACUUCAACAGAUUCGGAAUCAGCAACUAUAUGGCGUGGGAGGUGGCGCAGAUGUGCGAGAUCUGUGACAAUCAUGGCUGGAUCAAACCUACUGCCUACGAAGGCCAUUAUCACGCACUACAACGCCGCGUCGAGGAUGAAUUGUUCCCUUGUCUGCGUCAUUACGGAAUCUCGUUCUAUGUGUAUUCGCCCCUUGCCAGCGGUUUUCUCACGGGACGGUACGAGCGAGGUCAGCCCAUUAGCAACAUGCAUCUCAAGUAUCUCUGGAACGAAGGAUACUACGAUGCCAUGGAUGUCAUCAAGCCCGUGGCGCAGAAGUAUGGGAUGACUGUCGCUGAGAUGGCACUGCGCUGGCUCGUUCAUCAUUCGGCACUGAAGAAUGAGCUGUCUGAUGCUAUUAUUCUGGGUGCCGGGAGCCUUAAAAAUCUAGAAAAUAACUUGACCGACCUUGAAAAGGGCCCUCUUACUGAAGAAGCUGUGAAGGCUUUGGACGAUGCGUGGUUUAUUUGCAAGCCGCGCGCUCCCAAAUAUUGGUAUUGAGUUACCUUGAAGGCGAAUUUAUUAGACAGAAAGAAUACAUUUAUGCGUCAAACAAGACUCUGACCAUUUUGAGCGCUCCUUAGCUCUACUCUCAAAUUGAAAUAUUU
Messenger RNA from Xylaria bambusicola, 1180 nucleotides. RefSeq names its product Aldo/keto reductase. Gene Ontology annotation, molecular function: oxidoreductase activity. The record is from RefSeq and is a predicted model, not a curated record. Bases 99 to 1073 code for a protein of 324 amino acids. NCBI's taxonomy places the organism in Eukaryota, Fungi, Ascomycota, Sordariomycetes, Xylariales, Xylariaceae. The transcript has 3 exons.